UAACAAUACCCGACACCAUGCUGGACCGCCUCCCUGAUACGGUCCUCUUGCAGCCCCCUUGCUACGGGUUUGCCGGCGGUUCUACACACUGUUUCUGCGGCAGCUCCACCGAGAAAUUCGUCUCCAUUCGGGAGCCAUACCGAUGGUUGGGAAGACCAUCCGUCCGCCGUCCAUCAUUUCCGUCAUUGAGAAUAGCUGCCGUAAUGCCGAAAUUGCCGCUGCUACCCAGGUCCUCACCGUGGAGAACUGGUUCGUCGGACAACGCGGCGGAAUGACCUUCACUGCUGACCCCGUGAUCUUGGAAACCCUCCUGCAAUCCGCCCAGUUGUCUCCAGACCAGGAAUCCUGGUGGCGCGAAGCCCUGGAAGCCAGCUAUCAGGAUGCCUGGCUUGCACUGCUGCUGCUGCGACUGCUCAACCUGCGCAAGCUGGAGAUCAAAAGCAUGGAGUCCGGAUCGCCAUACCUGCAGUCCAUCCUCACCCGUCUGGCUGACCCCAACGACCCCCUCACUGGUCUCUCCCGGCUGUCAGAGCUGGCCGUGGCCCCGGCCAUGUUCAGAAAGGAAUUCUUCCUAUCCAGCUUCAUCCCGUUUACUCAACUGCCUUCCCUGCGCAAGGUUCAUAUUAUCGGAGCCCUCGACCACUACCCAACCCCACCCGCGGGUGUGUGGGAGGGCGACGAUGCCCUUGAAGACAAUCCAUCCACCUCUGCCACCAUUAUCGACAGCUAUACCUUCCACUCCCCCUCAAACAUCACCCACCUUACCCUCCGCGCCAGCUCCACCCUCACCACCCUACCCACUCUCCUUCCACACCUCCCUCACCUCCAAUCCCUCAUCUACAACCACCACGAUCCCGCCCUCCACACCGCCGCCAUGGAAUUCAUUCGCGACGGCGCCAAAUCCGCGGGCCUCAACCCGUCCAUGGGCCUGGGAAUAUCCGCAGCACAAGCCCACUAUCUCGAGAACAUCUCCAACACCAGCACCCUCAAUCCAUCCGUCCUACUCCCGGCCCUUACUGCCGCUCGUUCCUCCCUCCAAUCCCUCUGGAUCUCAACUACCCACACUCUGCGAAUGAACCCCCUGGACAGACGAACCCAGGACCUCCCUGGUAUUCCCAUCGGCGAUCUACGUGACUUUACGUCCCUGCGAAUCGUCCGCAUGCGGGUUGAGAAUCUCCUACUCGUGGAGCGUCGUGAAGACAGGACCGUGAAAUACAUCCAGGGAAAAUUAUGGGAAAUCCUCCCACCCAGCCUGGAAGCUCUUUACCUAGAAGAAUGUGAUCGUGCGAUACUCCCCGAAAUCGUGGAGCAGUUACGGCAGAUAGUGCAAAGCCACGAACAACAAGUUCAAACACACCAGCAGAGCAUACUCUUCCUUAAUUUGAAGACCGUGGUACUGCAACAGCCGAUGGAUGAACCAGAUCGUGUACCGUUUCAGUUUCCGCCUAAUAUGACGUCGAUAUCGCGGGAGAUGAUGGAGGAGAUUGGGAGGAGUCGGAAGGCGGAGAAUGAUGUCCAGCCGGGGGUGUGGAGCGAGUUGAUGGGGUUGAGGGAGAGGUUUGCUGUGCUUGGGGGGACGUUGAGGGUCAUGGAUAAGAUGAGGACAGAUGGGGAGUUUCCGUUGAGGUUUGUGUGAUGCAUUAACGUUGGUUACGCUGUGUUGGGAGGGGGGGAUGGUGGGGAGGACGUGAUGUGUAUUGUUGAAUUGUUGGAUGGAUAUAUGCUCUUGUGAAUACUUAAUCAUGGAAAGAAAC
Aspergillus ibericus CBS 121593 is the source of this 1754-nucleotide messenger RNA. RefSeq lists its product as uncharacterized. The coding region runs from base 143 to 1636 and encodes 497 amino acids. The record is from RefSeq and is a predicted model, not a curated record. The transcript is spliced from 2 exons. Lineage: Eukaryota; Fungi; Ascomycota; Eurotiomycetes; Eurotiales; Aspergillaceae.